UCUUCCAUCCCGGAGCUCUACGCUCUUCCUGGAUACUGAGGCGCGCGGCACGCCGUCCAGAGCAGAGCAUCAGCGACCCGAGGCCACGUCGCGAGGGCGGGCUAGGGGCCGUAGGGCCAGACCAGGGCCUCCCCUUAUAGGGCCAGCUCAGCUCAACGCCCCCGUGUACACUCUCUAGGAAAAGGGGCUCCCAGCCAUCGGCCUAGCAAGCUUACAUGCAGCCUGUUUUUAGGGGCAUGCUUGCAAGGCCCUGUCAGCAUUCGGAGACAUGGAGGAGUUCCGGCGCUCCUACAGCCGCCUGUGCAAGGAGAGUGGGGCUGAGCCCCAGGAGGCUGUCCUGCAGCAGCUGCACCAACUUCCGCGGGGCCGACUGGACCUGGCUACUCAGAGCCUGACGGUGGACACCUGCAGGGCCCUUGGCAAGCUGCUGCAUAAUGAGACGAUGUUGAAGGAGCUUGUCCUCAGCGACUGCAUGCUGAGUGAGGAAGGGUCCACACUGCUGUUCCAAGGGCUGUGUGCCAACACCACUGUGCAGCGUCUGGAUCUAAAGGGCAACAACCUCCGAGCUACAGGAGCCGAGGCUCUGGGAAAGCUCCUUCGACGGAACAAGUCCAUUCAGAGUCUCACGCUGGAGUGGAACAACCUUGGCAUGUGGGAAGACACCUUUGCCACCUUCUGUGGGGGUGUAGCAGCCAAUAGCACCCUGCGGCAGCUGGAUCUCCGAAACAACCAGAUCAGUCACAAGGGAGCAGAGGAACUGGCCCUGGCCCUCAAGGGCAACACCACCCUCCAGCAGCUGGAUCUGCGCUGGAAUAACAUUGGCCUCCUGGGGGGCCGGGCCCUGGUGAACUGUCUCCCCAGCAACAGAACCCUGUGGAGGCUGGACUUGGCUGGGAACAACAUCCCUGGCGAUGUCCUGAGAGCUGUGGAACAAGCCAUGGACCACAACCAGGAUCGGCUCACUGCCUUUCGGGAGAACCAAGCCCGCACCAACAUCCUUAACAAGGAGGUUCAGCACCUCCAGGAAGAGAAGUCCAAGCAGUUUCUGGAUUUGAUGGAGACAAUUGAUAAGCAACGAGAAGAGAUGGCCAGAAACAGCAGGGCAUCAGCAGUACGAGUUGGGCAGCUUCAGGAAGCCCUCAACGAGAGACAGUCCAUCAUCAAUGCCCUCAAAGCCAAGUUGCAGAUGACAGAAGCUACCCUGGCCCUGUCAGAGCAGAAGGCCCAGGACCUGGGGGAACUGCUGACCACAGCGGAACAGGAACGGCAGAGCCUGUCACAGAGACAGGAGAAGGAGCGCAAGCUGGAGCAGCAGGAAGCCGCGGAUCGGGAGUCUAAGCUCCUCAAGGACCUGUCUGCCGCCAAUGAAAAGAACCUGCUGCUCAGAAGCCAGGUGGAUGAGUUGGAGCGGAAGGUAAAGUCUCAGCAGGAGCAGCUGUUUCUGACCAGGCAGGAGCUGACUAACUCAUCAGCUGAGUUGAAGAUCCGUGCUAUUCAGGCUGAGGAGCGCUUGGAUGUGGAGAAGAGGAGGGCCAAACAGAAUAUGGAAGACUUGGAAAAGCUGCACUCCAAGGAGGUGGAUCACAUGACCCGUCACCUGGAGGAGAGUGAGAGGGCCAUGCAGGAGAGGGUACAGAGACUAGAGGCUCUGCGACUGUCCCUGGAAGAGGAGCUGAGCCGCAUGAAGGCAGCGGUGCUCAGUGAGCGUGGCCAAGCGGAGGAGGAGCUCAUCAAAGCCAGGAACCAGGCUCGCUUGGAGGAGCAACACCGCCUUGCUCAUCUGGAGGAGAAGAUUCGGCUGUUGGCACAGGCAAGGGAUGAGGCUCAGGCUACUUGCCUGCAGCAGAAGCAGAUGGUGGCUGAGUCCCAGACACGGGCCAGCCAGCUGAACUUGCAAAUGGAGGGGCAGCAGCGGCGCCUGGAAGAACUGCAACAGGAGCUGAGCAACAAGGACCAGGAAAAAGUGGCUGAGGUGGCCAGGGUGAGAGUGGAGCUGCAGGAACAGAUGGGCCGUAUGCAGGCUGACCUGGUGGCCCAGGAGGUGCUGAGGGAGAAGGUGGCAGCCCUGGAGCGCCAGCUGAAAGUGAUCGGGAGUGAACACCGGGAGGCGCUGCUGGACAGAGAGAGUGAGAAUGCGUCUCUCCGAGAAAAGCUGAGGCUCAAAGAGGCAGAGAUCUCACGCAUCCGCGAUGAAGAGGCCCAGAGGGCAAGCUUCCUACAAAAUGCUGUCCUGGCUUACGUGCAGGGGUCUCCUCUGAGAGCCUUGAGUCCCCCUAAAUGAAGGGAAGCAGGGAGACCUGGAGCGCCCUGCAAGUGCAGAAAUGCUGCAUCCCAUUCUCAAAAACAGGCCCGGGGUUCAAAAGCGUUAGCGGCAGUGGUCAGGGUGGGGUUCUGCCAACAUUGGUGCUCACUGGCACACCUGACCAUCCAAGGUGGUUCACCCGCAGCUCACCACUGGCAUAGGCAAGACACAGUGCACAGGAAUGCUCUCAGAUGACCCAGUCCCAGAAACACAAACCCCGAACAGUAAGUACUGCGGUAGGAGGGAACAGAUGCCCCAAGGGCAGAAUGGAAAUACAAGACUUUUGUACUUGGUGAUA
Messenger RNA from Peromyscus eremicus (cactus mouse), 2600 nucleotides. It is a transcript of the gene Lrrc45, whose product is annotated as leucine rich repeat containing 45. Gene Ontology annotation, cellular component: centrosome. Gene Ontology annotation, molecular function: protein binding. The transcript has 18 exons. The coding region runs from base 269 to 2281 and encodes 670 amino acids. The record is from RefSeq and is a predicted model, not a curated record. Lineage: Eukaryota; Metazoa; Chordata; Mammalia; Rodentia; Cricetidae.